CUCGGCCGCAACCCUAGUACCCAUAAGCCAUAAGCAAGACCCCGAACAAAGUCUGACAAUGAAACUCUUAAUGGUUCACGGAUCCCGACAGUCGGGAGAACUCUUGCGUGCCAAAUCUCAGGCUAUGCAAAAGCUCAUCCGGCAAGUCCUUGCCCCCCUACAGCCAGGGAGUGUGGAAUUCUACUACCCUACUGCUCCUUUUGCUCUGGAGCCUUCGGGGCCAUCUUCGAAACUCCGAGAUCAGCAUGGCCAGUGGGCUUGGUGGCAGUCUGAGUACAUUGACGGCGUCUACCCUGGACUGGAAACGGGACUAGAGACCCUCGCAGCGGUGAUAAAAGACGCCGGACCUUUCGACGGUGCCAUCGGUUUCAGUCAGGGGGCAGCUAUAGCCGCAAUGGUUGCAUCCCUUCUUGAAGAAAAUCGGAGGGAUGCUUUUCCAGUCUCGAAAAUGGAGGGCGGGUUUGCAUAUCCCGCGGCAUUCUCUACACUCAGCCACCCCCCGCUCAAGUUUGUAAUUAGCAUUUCUGGAUAUUCCGCGACACAUCAGGCUUAUUGUCCGUUUUACCACCCGCAGAUCUGUACCCCAAUGCUACAUAUCUUAGGCUCGGCGGAUACGGUGGUCGAGGAAAGCGCGUCAAUGAAGCUAGUAGAAAGAUGUCAGGGAGAGGAGGAAGGGAUAGCCCCGUUGGUUGUUCAUCAUCCAGAAACAUUUCGCAGUCAAUCCACAAUUCGUGAACGCUUCCCACCGUACCAAGGCGAGACAAUGGAGUAA
Aspergillus candidus is the source of this 772-nucleotide messenger RNA. RefSeq names its product alpha/beta hydrolase. Bases 59 to 772 code for a protein of 237 amino acids. Lineage: Eukaryota; Fungi; Ascomycota; Eurotiomycetes; Eurotiales; Aspergillaceae. The record is from RefSeq and is a predicted model, not a curated record. Gene Ontology annotation, cellular component: cytoplasm; nucleus. The transcript is spliced from 3 exons.